AUGAUUUGGCUUUCAAACCGGAUGGCUCAGAGCUACUCGUUGCUGCCGAUACAAAAGUGCUUAUAUACGACGGCAGUGAUGGCACUUUAUUACAAUACCGUGCUCUUUCCCAUUUAUUCAGGACACAAGGACCUUGUGUACGCUGUUGCUUUUGCUCAUAAUGGCGAACGCUUUGCGUCUGGUUCGGCUGAUCGUUCGGUUAUCAUAUGGACCGAGCAGCACGAAGGAACGCUUAAAUACACGUACAAUUUACUGAGUCUUGCUCCUAUCAAAUCUCCGCUUUUUCGAUAUGAAAUGUUAAUUCAAUGGAUUUAG
Gongylonema pulchrum is the source of this 315-nucleotide messenger RNA. The record is from the annotation of a GenBank genome assembly. NCBI's taxonomy places the organism in Eukaryota, Metazoa, Nematoda, Chromadorea, Rhabditida, Gongylonematidae.